Molecule: messenger RNA, 1076 nt
Organism: Cheilinus undulatus (humphead wrasse)
Lineage: Eukaryota; Metazoa; Chordata; Actinopteri; Labriformes; Labridae
Gene: zcchc10
Product: zinc finger, CCHC domain containing 10
Exons: 4
Coding region: 29-514 (161 amino acids)
Molecular function (GO): zinc ion binding; nucleic acid binding
Source: RefSeq, a predicted model, not a curated record
UCAACGAAGAAGAAAAGUAAACUGCAACAUGGCGACUCCCAUGCAUAGAAUAAUAGCAAGGAGGCAAGCGGAGGCAAACAAACAAAAUGUUCGUUGCCAGAAGUGUUUGGAGAUGGGACACUGGACAUAUGAAUGCACAGGGAAGCGGAAAUAUGUACACAGACCUUCACGAACAGUUGAGUUAAAAAAGAAACUAAAGGAGAAUGAAAAUAAACCCCUCAGCAUCACCGGACCUGGAAGUGACGGCUCUGUUGAGAAGAAGAUAAAAAAGAAGGUUAAAGACUCCAGCGACAGCAGCAGUGAUUCAGACGGCUCCUCCAGUGACUCAUCGUCAGACAGCAGCGACUCCUCCAGCUCCUCUUCAGAUGACAGCGACAGCAGCAGUGACAGCGACGAUGACAGCUCUUCCUCAUCUUCCUCUUCCUCCUCCUCCUCUUCAUCCUCCAACAGCUCAGACUCAGAAAGCAGUGAUUCUGAUCAAGGGCCUCCAAAAAAGAAGAAAAAGAAGAAAUGAACAGUUUACUGCAAAUUUGAAUGGUUUUUUUUGUUCCUUUUGUGUUUCCAGAGGUCAGUUUCUAGCUUUCCACAACUUGUUUACCAUCAGUUUCACCAUACUUGAUUGGAUCUGAAGGGUCCUUUUUUGAGCUGCAAAUCUCAUAGCUGUAUUAUGUUUAUACAGUCCUACAAAAUGGAUAGUAGAAAGAUUUUAAAAUUUCAUUUUGUGUCAUAUUUUUUCAGGACAUAAUUUCCUCUAUACCUCUAUUAAUGUGACAUUUUCUUAAGUUUGUAGACCUACUGUGGAUUUGCAUUUUAAAUCUCUGAGCAAACUAAUGUUCAUAUUCUUGUUGAAUUAGUGAUUUUGUACUAAAGUAUAUUUUGUAGUCAAGCUUGUUCAGUACAGCUAACAGCCGAAAAAAAAAGAGCAGUAAACACAUAAAACACCAACGUGACAAUUUGAACACAACGUGACAAAGAGAAAUGCUGUUUCAAAAAAUUACAUUUGUCUGAAAUUCAGCAAUUUUGUUGCUUUGAAUUUUUUUUAACUGUAAAAUAAACUUGUUUGUGUUAAAAGUCUA